Molecule: messenger RNA, 1944 nt
Organism: Fraxinus pennsylvanica
Lineage: Eukaryota; Viridiplantae; Streptophyta; Magnoliopsida; Lamiales; Oleaceae
Source: the annotation of a GenBank genome assembly
AUGGUAGAAAGUGACGCGAAGAUGCAGGGUUGGCUUUACCUGAUUCGAUUCAACCGUUUUGGGAUGCAAUAUUCACGUAAAAGGUAUUUCAUUCUUGAAGAGAAUUGCCUCAAGAGCUUCAAAUCAAUCCCCAUUUCUGAUACAGAGGAGCCUGUGAAAAGUGCAAUAAUCGACUCCUGUAUUCGAGUUACAGAUAAUGGAAGAGAAAGCCAUCACAGAAAAUUGGGGGCGAUCAGUUCAGAAGAAGCUGCUAGAUGGAUCCGUUCUUUACAGGAUGCUGCAUUUAAUCCUGUUAAAAACAUAAAAGCUCCUUCAAAAAGAAAAUGGCAACCUUUCAGCUUGAGUGUUGCAAAGGGAAAGGCGAACAAAAGUUCCAUUAAAUUGACUUCUGCAUCUUCUCUGCAAGUGGAUGCGAUGACAUCUGAUGUAAUUGCACCUUCACCUUGGAAAAUAUUUGGCUGUCGAAAUGGAUUACGGCUCUUCAAAGAAGCAAAAGAAAGAGAUUCAUUACCCUCCCAUCUAAAGAGAAAAGGCCUGGCAAUGAAAAGAAGAGACUUGCUGCUUCGGCGUUAUUGGAGAAGAGAAGAUGAUGGCACAUACGUAAUUCUCUAUCAUUCCGUUUUCCACAGAAAGUGUCCACCUCAAUGCGGAUAUGUUCGUGCUUACUUUAAAAGUGGUGGAUUUGUGAUAAGUCCUGUGAGACAAGGUAAAAAGUGUGUUGUAAAACACAUGCUGGCUGUUGAUUGGAGAAUCUGGAAAUCCUAUGUAAUGAAAGCAUCUGCAAGAACUAUAACUAUCAGUUUUCUUGAGAGAGUUGGAGCAUUAAGAGAGUUGUUCAGAGUAAAAGGCUUAAAUAAUUCACAUGAAAUUUUUUCGGGAGAGAUAACAAGAGAAAUCGGGGUGCCUCAUUGUGAAGAAGAUGAUAUCAAAACUGAAAUUGACUUGAUGGGGAUGGAGAUUGUAAGAGAAGAUGAGCCACGGCCUUCAAAUCUUAUGGGACUGAAUGAUGCAGUUGAUGAGUUUUUCGAUGUUCCUGAACCAUCCGAUGAUGAACGAUCAGAGAAUGAGCGGCCUUUGAUUACAAGUCCAGAAUUAUGCUAUGUGGACACGUACCAGCCGAAGUUGCAAUCCGCUGCCAGUAUUGUGAAAAAAUUACAUGAUCGUGCAGUCCAAAAAAAGGGUUACACAGACUUGCAAGAUAUGUCUUUGGAAGAUAACACAUCAUGCAGUUACGGAACCACACUUCCAAAAGAUCCAAGUUUGAAUAUGCCUAGUAGCUGGGCAGCUGCCGAUCCAUCCUCAUUCUUGAUCCGCGGUGAAAACUAUUUAAAAGAUCAUCGAAAGAUCAAAGCAAAAGGUACUUUGAUGCAAAUGGUUGCUGCAGAUUGGCUAAGAUCCGACACGCGUGAAGAUGAUCUUGCCAGUCGCCCUGGAGGCAUCGUUCAGCAACAUGCAGCUCAAGGAAGACCAGAGUUCUUUUUUGUCGUUAACAUGCAGGUUCCAGGAACAACUCCACAUAAUAUGGCCUUUUAUUACAUGCUAACAUCUCCCUUGGAAGAAACGCCUUUGUUAGAACGCUUUGUCAAUGGAGAUGAUGCUUUUAGGAACUCAAGGUUCAAGCUUAUCCCAUACAUUUCAAAGGGAUCUUGGAUUGCAAAGCAGAGCGUUGGAAAGAAAGCUGGUUUGGUAGGUCAAGCGCUUGAAGUUCAUUAUGUUCGAGGAAAGAACUACUUGGAGCUUGAUAUUGACGUUGGAUCAUCCACAGUAGCGAGGGGCAUAGUUAGCCUGGUUCUCGGAUACCUAAACAAUCUUGUUAUAGAACUUGCAUUUCUAAUACAGGGUGACACAGAGGAAGAACUUCCGGAAUUCCUUCUCGGAACGUGUCGGCUUAAUCAUCUAGAUGUCUCAAAGGCAGUUUCUACAGAUUCCAUUGGCAUUAGAUAG